This is a messenger RNA of Galeopterus variegatus (Sunda flying lemur), 1788 nucleotides long. Its product is annotated as putative protein C3P1. Gene Ontology annotation, molecular function: endopeptidase inhibitor activity. Lineage: Eukaryota; Metazoa; Chordata; Mammalia; Dermoptera; Cynocephalidae. The annotation marks the transcript as partial. The transcript is spliced from 14 exons. The record is from RefSeq and is a predicted model, not a curated record.
GGUAUUUGUCUCAAAUCCUGAUGGGUCCCCAGCCUCCAGAGUCCUUGUCCACUGCCAAAACCAGAGAGUGUACACCUCACCCAAUGGGGUGGCCAGUCUCACCAUCAACACAGAUGCAGAUCUGGACCAGCUCCCCAUCAUGGUAAAAACUGAUGAGUCUCUCAGGCCAGAAGAACAGGCGUCAGCCAAUAUGACAGCUUGGCCAUAUUUGACUCAGGAUGGGUCAGGGAAUUUUCUGCACAUCGAAGUAAAGACAUUGGGCACAGAUGUUGGCAGCAACAUACAACUGAGCCUCAACACAAGGCAUCGAAACCCCUCAACCAAAAACAAGAUCACUCAUUUCACUAUCCUGGUCCUGAGUAAGGGCCAGAUUGUGAGUGCCAAACAUCAAUCAAAAAGCCUAGGGAGUGUCUAUACAUCAACCAUUAUUGAUGUGACUUCAGAGAUGCUGCCCUCCUUCCGCAUUCUGGCCUUUUAUUUACUGCCCAGGGGAGUGAACCGGGACCCUGAGCUGGUGGCUGAUUCCAUAUGGAUUGAUGUAAUUGACAGAUGCAUGGGAACGCUGAAGGUUGGCUUGAAGAAUGAUGGAUUCAACCAACCUUUGGAGCCCAACAGCCAAGUGGACCUAAAGGUUACAGGUGAUGCAGGGGCCACAGUGGGGCUGGUGGCUGUGGACAAGGCUGUCUAUGUCUUGAACAGCAAACACAAGCUCACUCAGAAGAAGACUGGCACUGUCCUCAGAGUCCCCCUCCCAACCGACACCGCCGCUCCCUGAAGAGGCUGGAGACAAAGAGGAAUGCAGUGAACAAGUUUAAGACAGAGCUGGAGCGGAGGUGCUGUGAGGCUGGGCUCCGGGAGAGCCCAGUGGGGCUGUCGUGUGAGGAGAGGACCCAGCAUGUCCGCUACGGUCCAACCUGUGUGACUGCUUUCCUGAACUGCUGCCAUCUGUCUGAGGCCUUGACUCGGGAGGCCCGGGAGGAGCAGCUGCUUCUGGGGACAUCGGAUGAAGAUGAAGACUUUGACGACAUCUUCCUGGAUGACAUGCCCGUCCGGACCUGGUUCCCCGAGAGUUGGCUCUGGAAGAAGUUUACUCUGCCGAAAAGUGAAUCGGGCAUCUCCCACUACCCCAUCUCUGUGAACGUGCCAGAUUCCAUCACCACGUGGCAAUUUGUAGCUGUCAGCCUCAAGACUGGAAAAGGUCUCUGCAUCUCAGACCCCUUUGAGUUGACAGUUAUGAAAUCCUUCUUUGUGGACCUUAAGUUGCCUUCCUCCGUGGUCAGGAAUGAGCAAAUCCAGAUCCAAGCCGUGCUGUAUAAUUUCAGGGAUCGCCAGGUCAAGGUCCGAGUGGAGUUUCCCCACAAAGAGCCACUGUGCAGCGCAUCGAAGCCGGGGGCCCCAUCCCGCCAGGCUGGGGGUCAGAUACAGCGAAUGUCCCAUAGCAUCCUCCUGAACCCCCAAGGUCAGACCCAGAUGGAGCUGGUGCAAAGACAGGACUUUUUGAACAAGGUGCCUGACACACAGGCUGAAGUGUUUGUCAGCAUCCAAGGUUACACACAGAUGUUGACACACCGGAGUGCAGACGGCACCUAUCACACCUCCAAAGGAAGUCCAGGAAGCACCUGGCUCACGAGCUAUGUGUUUCGGGUCUUCGCCCUGGCCUACCCCACGAUGACAAUCAGCAUGAUCGACCCACCCUCUCUCUGUGCCAUUGCCAACUGGAUCACCCAGAUGCAGGCGGAGGAUGGGCACUUCUUGGAGAAGGGCCCUGUGGUCAUGGGGUCCAUGCAG